AUGAGCGAGCAAAAGGCGCCAAAACAGACACGCCCACCGUCUUUAAGCGAAGCAACGUCAUGGAGGGAUCAGAUUCAUCAAAAUUCAGAGCUGAUUAUGAAUGGAUCUCAAAAACCGUUAAAUGAGUGCUCUGAUGGAUUUCUAGAGUAUGAAGAAUAUAAUUCCUCGAGGUUAUCUGAAGCCUGCCAUAGCAGUUCCUGCCAUGACCAUGGUGACAGUGCGCACCUUGAAGAGGCGACGGCCUACCCUCAUAGGGACGCGUAUGCGAUCCAGAACAGAGAUGAAGCGCUGACAGAGAUUGGAUCGGGUGUGAAUACCUCCUUAGAGGAAAAUUUGCGCAGAGCAAUCAAGCAUCCUAGAGAGGAUGACAGAGGAUUCAUCCCAAUCAAUGACUUUGAUGAGAUCCUCACUCGGGAAAGUGUCCGACUGGAACUCCAAUCCUGCUUGGAGAAACUGUCUCCAGAGAAGGAUCUAGAGACCUGGAUCAGUCAAGUCUGGGAUAUAUCAGAAUGCACUGACAAUGAUCCAAAACGGAAGAUAGCUACAACUCGAAGGAAGAUGUUUGCUGUAUUAGUUCUUCUCAAGGUUCCGGAGAAGAUCCAACUGUUCAUAAAUGAAGGAUUUUGGGAUAAAGAUCUCCCAUUUGUGAGGUCUGUUGACCAGAAAUGGACGAGCCAGGCCAACGGACAUCAGUGCAAGGCCCGCAUCGUCGAAUGCCUGAAUAACCUAAAGGAUUGGAAAAAUCACGAGGUGGAUAGUUUCUUUAACUAUCAGUGGCUUGUGUUGGCCCCAAUAUUUAACAUGGCUGACGAAAAAGUCAUGUUUUAUCACCUUCAUAGGUCUAUCACCUUACCCUUUGAGAGCGAAGACAGUGGCGUCGACAAUGAAGACGAUGACUUCCUUGGCGGUGGAUACAGUGACGUAACGCGCGUCUCGAUCCACCCCGCACACUAUAAUACAGGUAUGUCAAGGCAAGAAAAGGAAGUCUUUGCAAUUAAAAAGUUGCGCUCAAAGAACAAGAAGCAAUUUGAUUCCGAAGUUGAAUCCUUGAAAAGAUUCAGUAACGGCAACCAUCCACAUUUAAUAAAGCUUCUUGCUACAUAUCGCCAUGGCCAAGAUUAUCAUCUGAUAUUCCCCUGGGCCGAGGGGAAUCUCGUAGACUUUUGGAAGAGGCACCCAAAGCCGUAUCGAACUUACACGUGUAUCCUCUGGCUUGCAGCCCAAUGCAGGGGGAUUGCAGAGGGUUUGAGGAUGAUUCAUGAUGGAGACUUUGGGGAUUCCUCGCUGAGUCUCAAUGACGUCAAAAAGGGCAGACAUGGCGAUAUAAAGCCAGAGAACAUACUUUGGUUCAAGAACUCUACUAGCACGGACACAACAGAGACCGACGUACUGAAGAUUUCCGACUUUGGGUUGACACGCUGGCACAGAGACAUAUCAAACAAUAAGAAAUAUGCGAAUGGGUUGCCUGUCUCUCCAACUUAUCGGGCCCCGGAAAAUCAUCUAGGCCAUCCAGUCUCUCAGCCCUGGGACAUUUGGACCCUAGCAUGCCUUUAUCUACUUUUUCUGACUUGGUAUCUUUGUGGGUGGGAGGAGGGUGUUGAUGAAUUUUCAAAGCAGCGGACUGCUCAAAGUUCCUCUUAUAUUCCUGAAGACAACUUCUUUAACUUGGGCCAAAAAGGGACAGGAUCGGAAUAUGGAGCCAGCCUUAAGGAUUGUGUUGUUGCUUGGAUCAACAAACUCCACACGACUGAAGGAUGCUCCUUGUUUAUCCACGAGUUUUUAGAUCUCAUAUCUGAUGAUAUGCUUCGUAUUAGAUACGAUAAGCGGCAUAAUUGUGGAGAUAUAUUAGACAGGCUAGACAACAUGUACAAAAAAUGCGAAGUCGAAAAAUCCUAUUGUUUCGAAAGCGCCCACGACCAACCGAGAAAACGGAGAACGAAUGACUCUGAUCGCCAGGAUCCCUGGGAUACAUCAAUAAUUAAACUCCCUGAGAGUAUCUCCGAGCAAAACGACAGAAUAUAUGGCUGUGAAAAGGGAAAUGACGAGCGAGGAGACGAAAUCGGUCGAAUCAAAGCCGAUUCGUAUAUUAAUAGCUGGGAACAUAAUCAGAACGUCUGGCGGAGAACUGACUACGACCAUUCGAGCCCUUCAGCAUCCCUGGAACCCAACUCACAACUGACCGAGAGCCCAGUGUCGAGAUAUCCGGCUCCUUGCCCUUCUCCAGUAGGUAGCUCUCUUGUUGUGAGUCGGUUAAAGAACACAGAGUUCUCGAGAAAUCAGAAGCAGGAUAUCCCGGAAGAGGAUUUCGAAGGGUGCGGGGUUACGCCAUCCAACACAGGUUCUAUCAACAUUGUAAAUGCAAGUUCACAUACAACAAUCAACGGCAGUGAGAGCCCUGUCAGAACAAACCCGCAAGACGGGAGCAUAUCAUUUUAUCCCCAGACACCAAAGCGCAUGGCUUCUAGUCAUGAUACUGAGGUCGAAGACGAUUUGGGAUCAGGACGAUCACUUCAACAAAACGAAGUAAUUCAAUUACAUACGCCAACAAUCUUGAAGCCUGAAGAUAACCGGCGGGAUGACGAGGAGAAUUUUGAGAGGUGGCCUAAUUCAAAAUCCAAGCGGCUGUUUAAAAGGUUGAAACACUUAUUCUGCUUCUAG
Messenger RNA from Annulohypoxylon truncatum, 2658 nucleotides. Its product is annotated as kinase-like protein. Gene Ontology annotation, molecular function: ATP binding; protein serine/threonine kinase activity. The record is from RefSeq and is a predicted model, not a curated record. Lineage: Eukaryota; Fungi; Ascomycota; Sordariomycetes; Xylariales; Hypoxylaceae. The transcript is spliced from 4 exons. Bases 1 to 2658 code for a protein of 885 amino acids. Gene Ontology annotation, biological process: peptidyl-serine phosphorylation; peptidyl-threonine phosphorylation.